AUGCGUCAGCCAACUACACCGAGCAUCUUCAAGCUUGGAGCUUGGCAAAAUGCCUAUGAUAAGGCAUCAGCGCUUGUAUCUACGCUCACUACUGAAGAGAAGAUAUCCAUUGUUGCAGGCGGUGAUGGAGGCAACUGGACCGCGUUACACAACCUUGACUCCGCUACCAACCCUCUCACCUACUUCUACGUCACGACAUGGCCCGCUGGUUUGGCGAUGGCCAUGACAUGGGAUAUAGCAGCCGCAGAGGGCCAGGGACAUGGCGUUGGCCAGGAGUUCAAGGGAAAGGGUAUCAACAUGGCCUACGGACCUACACUGGAACCUCUUGGACGCUCAGCUUGGGGCGGUCGUUCCGGUGAGACGUACGGCGUGGACAGCUAUCAGGCUGGAAUUAUCGCCGGCGCAGUUGUGAAGGGAAUGUCAUCUGCUGGUGUGACAGCUAGUGCCAAGCACUUCAUUCUCAACGAGCAAGAGACCAAUCGCAUGAGCACUGGCUCUGGUGGCGGCGGCAUGGGAGGAGGCGGAUCUCCUCCUGGUGGGUCGACCAACUCAACCUUGACGGCUCGCCAGGCAUCGUCGACAAAUAUUACAACGAAUGGCACGACAUCCUCCGACGACUCUGGUUCUUACACUGUUACCAUCGGCGACAAGGCAUUUCACGAGACCUACCUAUGGCCCUUCUACGACACAGUCUACAAUGGCAUGGGUGGCGCCAUGUGUGCCAUGAACAAGGUUAACGGAACAUACUCAUGCGAGAGCCAGGACCUCCUCGCCAAGUAUCUCAAAGUCGAGCUCGGGUUCCCUGGCAUUGUGUCUGCCGAUGUUAGCGCGCAGAAGACAGGCAUCAACGCCGCGAACGCUGGCAUGGAUCUCGCCUCGAGCAGUUACUGGUCCAAUGAGACACUGGGCGUGGGCCUCACCAACGGAAGCUUUACCUCUGAGAGACUCGACGACAUGGUGAUUCGUAACAUGAUGGGCUACUUCCACUUGGGGCAGGAUGACGGAUAUCCCAGCCUGGCAGGUGUCACGGACCGCAUUGACAACCGCGGCAACCACAGCGCCAUGGCGAGACAAUAUGCUGCUGAGUCUAUUGCCUUGCUCAAGAACACCAACGGUGCGCUCCCUCUGGUCAACAAGUCCAGUAUCAGCAUUUUCGGCUUCCAUGCUGGCCCACGAUACGUGGGUGCAAACACCGCUCUCGGCCUCUUCAAUGAGCGUGCUGCCAAGGAUGGCUUCAUGCUUCGGUGGUGGCUCAACGAUACCUCCGAGACGUCUUUUAGCGGCAUGCAGGGCUCCGGCACCGAGCUCACCGACUUGGGUCUUGUGAUCGACAUCCCGCAGAACUCGACGCUUGCUCAAGUGCCUUGGGAGACUGCAAGUUUGUGGCUGACUGACAAGCCGGGCGAUGGAUAG
Molecule: messenger RNA, 1413 nt
Organism: Colletotrichum scovillei
Lineage: Eukaryota; Fungi; Ascomycota; Sordariomycetes; Glomerellales; Glomerellaceae
Product: beta-glucosidase
Exons: 4
Coding region: 1-1413 (470 amino acids)
Biological process (GO): glucan catabolic process
Molecular function (GO): beta-glucosidase activity
Source: RefSeq, a predicted model, not a curated record